This is a messenger RNA of Ruditapes philippinarum (Manila clam), 1162 nucleotides long. RefSeq names its product trafficking protein particle complex subunit 2-like. The transcript is spliced from 5 exons. NCBI's taxonomy places the organism in Eukaryota, Metazoa, Mollusca, Bivalvia, Venerida, Veneridae. Gene Ontology annotation, cellular component: TRAPP complex; cytoplasm; nucleus. The record is from RefSeq and is a predicted model, not a curated record. Gene Ontology annotation, biological process: endoplasmic reticulum to Golgi vesicle-mediated transport. The coding region runs from base 123 to 551 and encodes 142 amino acids.
AUUUACCAGGUUCUCAUUCAGACAUUCGUUAAAAUUAUGCACGAACUAUUUUGUGAAAAAUUUUAUAGUUCCGGUGAAAUGCGUUGCUCGGUCUAAACUUAACUUGGUGUCUGGCAAUCAACAUGGCUGGAAACUAUUACUUUGUGAUGGUUGGUCAUCAUGACAAUCCUAUAUUUGAGAUGGAAUUUUUCCCACCAAGCAGGACAAAUGAUCCAAAGAAAGAUGAUCAUCGUCACUUGAAUCAGUUUGUGGCGCAUGAGGCUCUUGACCUGGUAGAUGAACAGAUGUGGUCCACCAGUAAUAUGUACCUCAAGAUUGUUGACAAGUUUAAUGAGUGGUUUGUGUCUGCCUUCGUUACUGCAGGACGUAUGAGAUUUAUAAUGUUACAUGAAGUUAAGAAUGAAGAUGGAAUCAAAAACUUCUUUACUGAAGUAUAUGACACUUAUAUCAAGCAUGCCAUGAAUCCAUUCUAUGAGAUCAAUAAACCUAUUACAUCAUCUGCUUUUGAGAAGAAAGUUCAACUUUAUGGUAAAAAAUACCUCACUGGAUAGUUUUAAUGUAUCCUGAAACCAAUAGGAAUUAUAUAAUAUCAAGUUUAAGACCUAGAUCUGUGAUAAAUAUUUGAUAAUUACACUGUAAUAUUGUCUUACAUGUGAAUAUGUUUAAUUUGCUGAUAGAUAUAAAGACAGAAACUUGUAUGUAAAAUGAAUGUUUUUUAUGAAGAAAAACAAACAGUUUGCAUUUGAAAAUACUGGAAACAGAAAUUAUUUUAUGGAGAAAAUAUGUACAAUGAAAGGAAUAAGGUGGAUUUUUAAGAAGAGUGUUGUACAAAUGAAGGAUCCACACCUUUACUGUAUUGCUGAUCUGAAAAAUAAUGAGGACCUUAUUUUUUCUUGCAAAAAGCUUCUGCAUAGAUUCAACAUUCCAGAUGUUUACAUAAAAUUACUUAUCAGUAACAAUACUUUGGAAGCAUGAGUGUAUUAUUUUCAAUAUACUUUAUUUGUUACAUUUAUUUCUCAUGUCAUAUAUUUAGUUUAUUGUGGAAUAUAAUAUUAUAACAGUUAAUCUACAAUAAUUGUCAUGUGAUUGUAGAUAUUUAAUGAAAGGGAAAUGUGCAAUUUUGAAAUUGUAAUUUGAAAAAAUAAAAUUUGUAUUAAACUGC